AUGGCCGCCGCCGCAUCCGCCCCCCGAAAGACUGCCGACGCCGCCGCUGCCCGGCCCACCAAGUACUACUUCGCCUACGGCAGCAACCUGCACAUCAAGCAGAUGAAGAGGCGCUGUCCCAACAGCCGAUACAUCGGCCACGCCCGCCUGGCCAACCACCGAUGGCAGAUCAACGAGCGCGGCUACGCAAACGUCGUUGCCGCCGACGGCCGCUGGGUCGACGGCCUCGUCUAUGAGAUUGACGAAAAGGACGAGGCCAAGCUCGAUAUCAACGAGGGCGUCGCCAAGAGCGCCUACGAGAAGCGCUACAUGCCCGUGCUGCUGCACCGUGCCCACGGCGCCCUCUACCGCCGACCCGUCUCAUGGAUCGUCGACAAGGGCGGCCCCGCGGCCGUUCGACGCCAGGCCAAGGCCCCUGAGCGUGCUCCCGGACCUGCCCAACACUGGGAAAACGGCGUGCUGGUAUACAUCAGCUUCAACCACGUCCAGGACAGCGCUCCCAAGGAAGAGUACGUCAGCCGCAUCAACCUCGGCCUCAGGGACGCCCGUGCUCUCGGCAUGGCCGACGACUACAUCCGCAACUGCAUCCGUCCCUUCAUACCCGAGGCGGCCUCCCUCGACGGCGGCACCACCGCCAACGACACCUCCUCGGGGGAGAACAAGGGAAAGUCGACGUCGACGGCGCGUGGCAUCAAGCGAAGCAGCCCUGCCCGGACUGGUGAGCGUUCUCCAGCCCGGAAAGGCCAAGUCCCGACCCGUCCUGACCAACAGACUCCCCUUCGAGCUCUGGCACGCACGAUGCGUAACGCCAGCGCUCCAAAUCUCCGGGCCUUGAGCCGUGUCCGCCCUGCUGCCGCUCCGGGGGCGCAGGGGCCGCCGCUGCCCCCGCGCGCCAUCCGAAGAUACCAGGACGUUCCAGUCAUCACUGUCGAGGAGUACGUGAGCGCAUGGGAGUGGAGAACGACGACCUAG
Purpureocillium lilacinum is the source of this 972-nucleotide messenger RNA. RefSeq lists its product as uncharacterized. Gene Ontology annotation, molecular function: gamma-glutamylcyclotransferase activity. Lineage: Eukaryota; Fungi; Ascomycota; Sordariomycetes; Hypocreales; Ophiocordycipitaceae. The record is from RefSeq and is a predicted model, not a curated record.